This is a messenger RNA of Mytilinidion resinicola, 1038 nucleotides long. RefSeq names its product endo-beta-1,4-mannanase. Gene Ontology annotation, molecular function: hydrolase activity, hydrolyzing O-glycosyl compounds. The transcript has 5 exons. The record is from RefSeq and is a predicted model, not a curated record. The coding region runs from base 1 to 1038 and encodes 345 amino acids. Lineage: Eukaryota; Fungi; Ascomycota; Dothideomycetes; Mytilinidiales; Mytilinidiaceae.
AUGCUAUGUCUGACCUUCAAAGCGUCUGGUGGAGCAACCACAUUGUCGACAGUUGUAGGAGUUGCCACGAGCACUACGCCACCCACCACUGGAGCAACAGGCACGAUCUCCAAAGCCAGCGGGACGAAAUUUACCAUUGAUGGGGUCACGAAAUUAUAUUUUGCUGGUACCAAUGCUUACUGGAUCGGCUUUCUUACCAACAACGCGGAUGUAGAUACCGUCAUGAGCCAUCUGCAAUCGUCCGGACUAAAGACCCUUCGCGUCUGGGGCUUCAACGACGUUAAUUCCGUUCCUGGUUCCGGAACGGUGUACUACCAGUCAUUCUCCGGCUCGUCUGCGACGAUCCAUAGCGGUGCAAAUGGCCUUCAGCUUCUUGACUACGUGGUUCAAAGUGCCGCUGCCCACAGCAUCAAACUUAUCGUCAAUUUCGUCAAUAAUUGGAUCGACUACGGCGGAAUGGCAGCGUACAUGAAAGCAUGCGGUGGCUCCACCAACAAAGACUGGUAUCAGAGUUCUUCGUGCCAGACCCUAUCUAUCUUGAGAAAUUGGAUCAAAAAAACCAGCGCUUAUAUCAAGAGCUUAAACCCCACUCACAUGGUAACUGUUGGUGAUGAGGGUUUUGGUGUAUCCGGAGGUGAUGGAAGCUAUCCUUACACUUCUGGCGAGGGCUGGAACUGGGAUACUAAUCUUGCGAUCUCCACUAUUGAUUUCGGGACAUUUCAUCUCUACCCAUCAAGUUAUCUCAGGGGGACUUCUAACGAUUUUGGUAAUGGCUGGAUUCAGGCGCACGCUGCGGCAUGCGUCAAAGCCAACAAACCGUGUCAUUUCGAAGAAUAUGGUGUCUCUUCUGACCAUUGUAGCGUCGAAGGUGCUUGGGAAAAGACUUCCGUAUCUACCGCUGGCAUGGCAGCAGAUCUUUUCUGGGAUGACGGUGAUCAGCUUACCUCUAGCAAGACUUCCGACGAUAGGAAUACCAUUUUCUACGGCACCAGCGAUUGGACUUGCUUGGUUACGAAUCAUGUAAGUGCUAUCGGAUGA